This is a messenger RNA of Megalobrama amblycephala (Wuchang bream), 1851 nucleotides long. It is a transcript of the gene plek, whose product is annotated as pleckstrin. The transcript has 9 exons. Bases 158 to 1216 code for a protein of 352 amino acids. Gene Ontology annotation, biological process: actin cytoskeleton organization; intracellular signal transduction. Lineage: Eukaryota; Metazoa; Chordata; Actinopteri; Cypriniformes; Xenocyprididae. Gene Ontology annotation, cellular component: plasma membrane. The record is from RefSeq and is a predicted model, not a curated record.
UGUCAGGCAGUGUGCAACUUCCCUUUCAUCAAAAAUUAUGUCUAUAACUGUCAAGCGAGGCUGCACGUCACAGACACAAACCCUGCUGAAGCGUAUGGGUCUCACAUUCACCACUCCCUGAAGAAGACAAGCGAGACGCUCGUUGCAGUUUAUAGUGAUGGAACCAACAACAAUCAGAGAAGGAUACUUGGUGAAAAAGGGUACUGUGCUGAACACGUGGAAAGUGGUGUGGGUGGUGUUAGCAGAUGAUGCCAUCGAGUUUUACAAGAAGAAGACGGACAACAGUCCGAAGGGAAUGAUCCCUCUGAAGGGGGCGACUCUGACCAGCCCAUGCCAGGAUUUCACUAAAAGAACGCUAGUGUUUAAGGUCAGUGCAGCUAAGAAACAGGACCAUUUCUUCCAAGCGACACACCUGGAGGAAAGGGAGCUUUGGGUUAAAGAUGUCAAGAGAGCGAUCACUUGUUUACAGGGCGGCAAGAAGUUUGCCAGGAAGUCAACGCGGAGAUCCAUUCGGUUACCGGAAAAUGUUAACCUGAGUGAACUGUAUGUUCUAAUGAAAGAUCAAGACACAGGUGUUAAAGAGCUGAAGCUAGAGAAGGACAAAAGGCUGUUUAAUCACUGUUUCACAGGAAACACAGUGAUCGACUGGUUGAUCGCUGAGGGGAAGGCCAGAAACAGACCUGAAGGACUGAUGCUGGCCAGCGGACUGCUCAAUGAGGGAUUCCUGCAGCCCGCUGGAGACGUGUCCAAAGAUGGGGCAGAGAAAGGAGCAGAGUGUGUUUUCUUGGACCAAAUUGAGGCUCUUUAUUAUUUUGCAGAUAGUGGUUUCUUUUGUGAGGGUUACUCCAGUGAUGAAGAUGUGAUCAUGAAAGAGGAGUUCAGAGGUGCGAUAGUCAAACAGGGCUGUUUGCUGAAACAGGGUCACCGGCGAAAGAACUGGAAAGUAAGAAAGUUUAUCCUUAGAGAUGAUCCUGCUUAUAUUCACUACUAUGAUCCCACCAAGGGUGAGAAUGAUCCGCUCGGCUCCAUUCACCUGCGUGGCUCAGUCGUGACUGCGGUGGAAUAUGUGCCUGAUGCCAAGAAACUGGAGGCUGAUGGGAAUUUCUUUGAGAUCAUCACUUCGGAUGAGACGCACUACUACCUGCAGGCAGCUACAUCUGAUGAGCGCAAGGAUUGGAUCAAAGCCAUACAAAGUGUUGCAAAGUCAGGAAAAUAACAGUAUUAGAUCCAUCCUGUGGUCUGAAAAACUACAAACUCGCUCAUUAAAGACAGAGUUGGGAUCUGUUGGAAAGAAAGAAAGGUCUCCUCUUCAGCAUUUUCUAAAAAUAAAAACUCUAAUUUGUUUCUUCACCUUCCGUAUUUGGCAAAAACAAUAGGCUUUCUAACGGUCAUGUGACACAUUUUGUCACAUAAAAAAAAAAGAAGUUAGAGACAGGAUGUGGGCAAAUGUGUUGUUUCACCAGAGACUGAUACUGAAUGCCAUUUAUCUGUCCAUCCAGAACUGUCAACGCAAUGGAAAGCAUGUUUGGGGAAUCUUCAAUGGCCAGCAUUUUCCUGUCUAUAUUUAAACUAGUAGCACUUCCUGUUUUUAUCUUGAGUUGUUCCAGAUAUAGAGAUGUAACAGUCUGGUAGUGUAACAAAAACUGUCUAAAAUCAUCACAGCCCUACUGCUAUACAUAUAUGAACUUACAAUCUUCUAUAACUAAUAACUAUAUAACUUAACAACUAUCUUUCAGUUACAUGCAUUUACAAUGUAAGUACUUGGAGCAACACAAUAAAAGUGAAAAGAAAAAACACUGUUUGAAAUAUAUGCUAUGUUAAAUGCAAAUAAAAAUUAGAAGAUAAUUGCAA